AUGUCGUCGUCCCGGUAUGCUGCAAAAUUUAUAAGAAGACAGACGGAUGAUGGGGAGAUGAAAGCAUAUUGGGGUAAAGCUGGAGCACCAAUUACUCUGCCCUGCUCUAUUAGCUUGUUCAACGAGGAAAGUUUUUCGCUGGAUUGGAGAAAAGAUGGACAACUAAUUCUCAGUGCUUUUGGUCAGGAACAAGGACAUGUGACACCGACAUUGCAAGGUCGUCUAGCUCGAGAUGGAUUUCUAGGGAUAACGAUACAUUCGGUCACGGAUGGGGAUGCAGGAGUAUACCAGUGUAUUGUCACAAAGUUCUCAAAGCAACCCACUAGACCCGAGAAAGGGCUUUCGGCAAAGUUAGUAGUGAAUGUUCCGCCUGUUAUUAUAUCCCCAUCCAAAAAUGCUAUAAUUCAUAAGAAAGUUGGAGCUGAUUUAAUAUUUGAAUGUAAGGCGGAGGGUGCUCCAUCUCCAGAAAUUACUUGGUCAAGGAACGAGCAGAUCAUUAGCACCUCACCUGUUCUAACGCUUAGUAAUUUGGAAGAGGGUGAUAAAGGGUUAUACACAUGUCUAGCUGUGAACAUUGAGGGAAACAGUACAUCAUCAAUUGAUGUAAGGUUUACGAAAGCAACGAUUCUUGAUUUGAUACCUUUAAACAAAACCGUCAUCGAGGGGUCCAAUGUUUUUUGGCACUGUCACGCAAAUGCCCAAGCUACCGCUAUAUCGUAUUCCUGGCUCUUCGAGAAAAAGCCAAUUAAAACUACUUCGUUAGGACUCCGCUCAAACAUUCGAUCCGGCGAUCUUUCACUUCAAGAUGUCAGAAAGAGUGACAGCGGUUGGUACACUUGCGAAGCCAAGAAUAGUGCCGGAGAAACGACAAGUUCAACUGCUUAUCUUCACGUUUUCUAUCCACCAGAACCAUUAUCAUCUCAUCAGCCGGUACAAACUGUUGCUUCCGGAAGAAAUACAACUGUAUCUUGUGAUGUUAUCGCAAAUCCUACUCCAACUAGCUACACUUGGUCAAAAAAUGGUCAUUACUUACCGACACAAGCUUCAAGUCAUAUUAUUAUCAGCUAUGCGAAACCAGGUGAUGGUGGUAUUUACGGCUGCCAGGCCGAUAAUAUUGCUGGGAAAGGAUCAAUUGUAGAGACGCACUUGAUUGUUGCAGAGCCUCCCGUAUUCACAGUUGCACCCCCAUCCGAGAUAAAAGUACGCCUAGGCGAUCAAGUUUCGAUUCCCUGUCAAGGCUUUGGAGACCCAAUGCCUAUUGUUUAUUGGAUAAGAGAUAAAAAACGAAUAAACCAAUCGACGUUAACAUUCAAAAAAGUUGAACACUUGGAUCACGGUGCUUAUGAGUGCGUUGUCGCCAAUUCCGUCGAGACCAUCUCAACAAGAGUUAUGUUGCUGGUUGAGAUAACAAAACCUCAGAUGGCUUCAUCUAUCAAGUUUACAUGUCUUAAUAGCAGUUCGAUGAGAAUUUCUUGGACUCCAGGAUACAAUGGGGGUUUUGAUCAGACUUUUGCCGUACAUGCUCAGAAUGAUGUUACACUGCAAUGGACAUCUAUUAAGACAUCACUGAAUGAAACAAUUUUGGAUCAUUUAGAACCAUUUGUGUCCUAUCGUGUGAGUAUCGAAAGUGUGAAUGCAAAAGGAUCGACAAAUUCCACAACUUAUAACAGAAGGAGUUGCACAAGUCUCCAUGCUCCAGACAAAUUGUACUUCUGCGGCUACAACGAGUUAUGUUGGACCGCAGCUGAAGGAGCAUCAUCAUAUAGAAUUGAGAGUCGAACGGAACCUAGCAAAAACUUCCAGCCAUUGGCCGAAGUGUUAGAAACGUAUUAUAGACUUGGGAAAGAUGUCGACGAGACCAAGCAGACCAUCUUCCGUGUCCGGAGCACAAGACCAUCAUAUCCACCUAGUGAACCCAGUAAUGCCUUAAGAUACGGAAUAGCAGACAAUGUGGACCUCCCUAUUUUCAUGCUUGCCGCAGUUUUCGGUCUUCUGUUCUGCUUUGCUUGCGGUUUAUUUGCCUGGAGAUGUUUCCACAACAAGAAUAAAAAAUCAAAGCGAAGAAAAAGCAGAAGCAAUUCGACGCCCUCAAAAACGUAUCAGGACUAUGGAAGAUUUACUUAUGGAGAUGGAAGCAGCUCCAGUCAACCCGGCACUGAAACGUACUAUGAGCCUUCACUGAGAUUAUUGGACGACCAUGAAUGGAGAGGACCGCGUGAUUUAGAGCCCGUGGCUGUUAGAUAUCCACCGUCUCUUGCCGAGUUAGACUAUGAUAUCGGAGAAGACCACCCAAUAGAUGACAUGUUCAGAGAUCGAUACAUUUUGGGAGUUCAAGAUCCACCGGCUCAGCUGUACCAAGAUUUGCGACUGGAAAGACUGAGACGAGAAUACAAGCAGUCUCAAAUCUAAAAAAAACCUUUUAACAAGAUUAAUAUCGGGUUUUCAGUUAUAUUUCGUAUCAUUUUCUGCAUCUCAAAAUAUUAUAAAACCUCUACUGCCAUUUCCCUUUUUUAUCACAUUGGUAAAUAUUUAACGUUCGAGUUUAAAACUUAUAAAAAAUAAAAGUACGUUUUUAUA
Molecule: messenger RNA, 2577 nt
Organism: Caenorhabditis elegans
Lineage: Eukaryota; Metazoa; Nematoda; Chromadorea; Rhabditida; Rhabditidae
Gene: igcm-2
Product: B-cell receptor CD22-like
Exons: 19
Coding region: 1-2409 (802 amino acids)
Biological process (GO): cell adhesion
Source: RefSeq, marked reviewed